This is a messenger RNA of Octopus sinensis (East Asian common octopus), 2101 nucleotides long. RefSeq names its product ras-related protein Rab-1D. Gene Ontology annotation, molecular function: GTP binding; GTPase activity. NCBI's taxonomy places the organism in Eukaryota, Metazoa, Mollusca, Cephalopoda, Octopoda, Octopodidae. The coding region runs from base 608 to 1348 and encodes 246 amino acids. The transcript has 3 exons. The record is from RefSeq and is a predicted model, not a curated record.
UGAUUUUCUGUUCCACGCUUUCGAAAUUAUUUGCCAGAUUUUGUUAACCACUUCCUUUCCAUUUAAAAAAAAAUAUUUUUCUUUUGACAUAUCUAUUUUUAGCAUGUAUCAGCUUUUUGUUUUAACUUCGACACGUUACUUUUACCGCUUCUCUAGACUGAAGAAACACUUUUCCUUUCUUUUUUAAAAACAUCUCCAAAUAAACAACGAGGCGGCUUGCUGGAGUAGAAAUACCGUUCUAACCACGUGACACACUUUCUGCUAAUUCUUCGAGAGUUUCUUUUGUUGUUGCUAUCCCUUUGUCUACUUUGGAGUCGUCUGGCUGCUACAUCUCGCCCAGUAAACAUGAGGGUCAAAUUUAUUUUAUUAUAACCAUUAGAAAAAAAACAAUUAUUCCAUCCUGCAGAUAUUAACAACAGAAUCUAGCCAGAACCUUUUCUGUAAGGUUUAUUUUUACCCCCUUUUUUUUUCUUACCUUUCGAUGCUUAGUGUGAACUUUUAAACAGUUCACUAGGAAUUAUUUGUACGGAAUUACCAACUUUGUGUUUCAAGGAGGGAAAGCUUCUGUUUACCAAGCAACCAGGGCUACACAUUUCAAGGUGCCAUCAUGACCUCGGUGUAUUGUGACAAUUCCAAAUCGGCCACAAUGACACAAUCUAAAGUUAAACAAUUUCCUCCCAGUUAUCAGAAUGGAUACAUGAACGUGUUCCAACUUCCUCCGGUAACUAUGGCAACGGGACCACCUCAUUACAAAAUUAUUCUCUGUGGAGAAUACGGUGUUGGGAAAAGUUCGAUAUUUCGAAGAUUCCGAGAUGAUUCGAUCGAGGAAAAUAUGGACGACCGUAUGUCUACGGUUGGUUUGGAUCAAUGUUCCAGACUGUUUCCCAUGAGUGGAAUUGACAUAAAGUUGACUCUUUGGGAUACAGGCGGAAUGGAAAGAAUGAGCUUCAUUGGUUCCAGCUACUAUCGAGGAGCAGACGCUGCUCUUUUGUGUUACAGUUGUGAGAAGCGAGAAACCUUUACCAUUCUUUCACAGUAUAUAUUGGACGUUGUAAUGAACGCUGAAGGUGCGAAGAUCUUUUUGUGUGGUAAUAUGUGUGGAGAUGAGUCAGAAAGUGCUGUCACUGAAGCCGACGUGGAAAACUUUAAAGAAGAAUGCGACGGUGUCUUAUCUGGAGUUUACAAGGUCUCCAGCCACGAUAACAAAAGUAUUCUGGACAUGUUUGAAGAUAUAGCCCGCGUUAUGCAUGAUCUGCAAGUUGACCGCAUUUCUAGUGGUGGCUUUAUGCUCGUACCAGCUACCGACGAACUUGCCUAUAACAAGAAAAAGAAAUGUUUGCUUUUGUAAAUUUGAGGAAAAAAGAGAAGAGAAUGAAAGAAAGAAUGAUUAAAGAAUGAGAGAAUGGUUACUAUAAAGAGGUUUAAAAACUUCUCACAGACUUUGUGUUGAAAUGUUUUAUCACUCUUUCAGAAAGAGAAUUUGAUUUUUCAAUGAAAAAUGGACUACCCUCAUUAUGCAGUCGACUAAACUCUUGCUGCUGUCCUCACACUCCAAUUAACCACAAUAUUACCAUUCAACCACAUUUCUAUUUUACAGGACAGCUCUUUUGAAGUCACUGGUAUAAAGUCUUUUAGACUUGCAUUCUUUCAGAAUUCAGUUGGACUGAUACUAAGAGUUGUUUUCGAACCAUUUCUUUGUCAUCACAUUUUUUUUUCUUCAGAUAUUUCUAUUUGGAUUCAUCUGUAUUUAACCCUUUUCUUUCCAGCCCAUUUUAUGUUUAUUCAGCAGUAAGAUAUCAUUUGCCUUAAAUGAAAUCAUUCGCAUCAUAAACCUUUUCAUAAUAUAUACACAUUGCCAAAAUAUUGUCUCGUGAUGGAGAAGGAAUGAACUAUCUGAAAAAUAAAAAAAAGACAUCGUAAUUAGCCAAAUGCAUGACGUCAUAAAUGACCAAAUCAAUGACGUCAUAUAACCACGUAAAUCUUUUUUUGUAAUGCUGAACUCAAAACAAUAUGCCUUCUGGAAUAGUAGUCACUUUGAUGUUAUUCUUUUCAUAUUUACUAACAUUUAUGUCAGAAAAUUAAAUAUUUUCCUAACAGUUUU